Molecule: messenger RNA, 1205 nt
Organism: Eutrema salsugineum
Lineage: Eukaryota; Viridiplantae; Streptophyta; Magnoliopsida; Brassicales; Brassicaceae
Product: alpha-ketoglutarate-dependent dioxygenase alkB homolog 6
Exons: 7
Coding region: 370-1110 (246 amino acids)
Source: RefSeq, a predicted model, not a curated record
ACUUUUCUUUUAGGGUUUAUUGAUUGAUAGCUCUGUUUCCUAUUGCAUUCCCCGGUUAGUUUCAUUUAUCAUUUUGCCAUUUAUUCGAUCCUUCUCUUUUCUUCAACUGAGAUAUUAGAUGGGUUAAGCAGAAAACAGACGAAUCGUUGCGAGUAAUUUAACUGAAUAGAGUUCUGACUUAAUGAGACAAAGGAAUAAGCUUUGCGUGUAUACUAGUUUGUAUCUGUAACUGGAACUCUCCACUUGACGGCUUGAGCUUGGUUUGAAACAAUACUCUUCAUAACCUGUCUCUUCCUCGAUUGAAGAUUCACUAAAGCACUUGUAUAAUUUGUUUAAAUUGCCUUACCAAUUUUGAUUCUUGACACAGCCAUGGAGUUAGAAAGCUUCAGGGUAGUUCUUACCCCCACAGUAUUCUAUAUUCCCGGUUUCGUAACUGAUGAAGAGCAAACUCAGCUCCUGAAUCAUAUAUAUGGAGCAUCUGGUUCCAAGUGGAAGACUUUAAAGAACAGAAGAUUACAGAACUGGGGUGGUAUGGUCCAUGAAAAGGGUCUUGUUCCACAAGAGUUGCCUUCUUGGCUGACAAAGAUUACAGCAAAAAUUCGUGAAAGCUCGGGUCUUUUCCCUUCUGCUAUCAAUCAUGUCCUCAUCAAUGAAUAUCAUCCUGACCAAGGGAUAAUGCCACACCAAGAUGGACCCGCUUAUUUUCCUGUUGUAGCUAUACUGUCUCUAGGCUCACCUGUAGUCAUGGACUUCACUCCGCAUUUAAGAUUAAGAUCAGGCAAUGAUGACAUUUCCAGAGAUCAAAGUCCCGGUGCAGAGAGUUGUGUGUCUGAGAGAGAUAAUCAACACUCAUUUUCUGUUUUGAUGAUGCCUAGAAGCUUACUGAUCUUCAAAGAUGAAACAUACUCAGAUUUCCUCCACGGCAUUAGCGAUAGUCCAACACAAUGCUACAAGCAGGUCGUUAACGAAGCUGAAGCAUUGGCUUACUCUGAGAAUUCUAGUGAAGAGUCCAGGAAAAGCGGUGACAAGAUUCUUCACAGAGACCAAACUCGAGUUUCACUUACUUGCCGUUUAGUGCCCAAAGUCCAUAAGAAUCUCUUCAGGUUGUAGAGACAACUUUGAUAACGAAACAACUUGUAGUUUCCCUACUGAAAUUAGUUUGUCUUGCCGUUUCUGACUGUGUAUAAAAAAGGCACGAUUUGUGA